Messenger RNA from Gastrolobium bilobum, 1218 nucleotides. RefSeq lists its product as uncharacterized. The record is from RefSeq and is a predicted model, not a curated record. Lineage: Eukaryota; Viridiplantae; Streptophyta; Magnoliopsida; Fabales; Fabaceae. The coding region runs from base 1 to 1218 and encodes 405 amino acids. Gene Ontology annotation, molecular function: nucleic acid binding; zinc ion binding. The transcript is spliced from 3 exons.
AUGGAGUUUGGCAGCUUGGAGCACUUUAAACAGGAUGUCAAAGACUACAAUAUAAGUCUUGGGAGGCAAUUUGUAUGGGUUAAGAAUGAUAAGGGAUUGAUACCAGCAUUACAGGAGGUCAUGCCAGGUGCCCAUCACAGGUUUUGUGUGCAGCACAUGUGGAAGAAUUUCAUUAAGCAAUGGAAGGACAAAGCCAUUAGGGGAAUAGUAUGGGAGGCUGCACGAUGCACAACUGUGCCCCAAUUCCAAAGAACAAUGCAGAAAUUGAAAGAGUUGAAUGAAGAUGCUUGGGCAUACCUCAACAAGAUUGACCCCUCAUGCUGGGUGAAGGCCUAUUUUAGUCACUGGCCCAAGUGUGAUAACAUAACCAACAACAUGGCUGAGGAUGGCUGCCCAUCAAAGAUUCUUGGUACAAUUAGGGGUAAAAUUGCCCCAGCACAGCAGAAGAAGCUGGAUCAAUUGAAGGUGUUAAGAAACUCUUGGACACCAACUUGGACAGGAAACUUGGAGCAAGAUUUAUACGAAGUGACUGGGAAAGGUGAAAGGGUUGGAGUCAAUCUAACCUACAAGACUUGUGCAUGUAAUAUGUGGCAGCUCACUGGAUUUCCAUGUGAGCAUGCAAUUGCUGCAUUAUGUCACAAGAAUGAACCAGCAGAGCUUUAUGUCCAUCAAUGGCUGACAGUGGAUGCUUUGCAUGCCACUUAUGCACAUACCUUGAACCUUGUCAAUUCUGACCAGUAUUGGCCAGCAUCAUCUGAGCCUAAGCUCAUUCCUCCACCACUGAAAAAGCCAAUUGGCCGUCCCAAAAAGCAAAGGAAGAAGGAUCAAACUGAGGAGCAUGAGAGCCAAACCAAAAAAUUAAAGAGGACACGUGCUGCAAAGUGUGCUAAAUGUGGGCAAUCUGGUCACUAUGCCAAGACCUGUAAGGGACCAGCUGCAAGCAAGAGAGGGAGGAGAGCAGCAGCACCUUCACAUGCAGUUAAUUUUAACAUAGCAGCAACACAUGAAGAGGAGAUCCCUCUGAGUCAAGGAGAACCUUCAAGGCAGUCCCAGGCAGCUGAGGAAGCCAUUAAGGUCAACAGCCCACCACUUACUGCCCCACCACCAGAAGACAAUUGUCAACUGAAACCUUCAAUGCAACAAACAGUGGCACAAGGAGCAGACUUAUGGCAUUCAUGGCCACACCUGGGUUUAGGCCACCAAGACAAGCUUGAAUGA